CCCAAAAUAAUUUGGCCAAAUUUAGUGCUUAAUGGGCUUAAUCAUCGAUGGGGAAUAGCAUUAAUAUAGUUCUUUAUAAGUGGAGAAUAGCCUCGGGAUGAAUCUGUGAUCUGUAGCCUCCGAAAUCGAAAGAAAAUGGCAUUUCGGAAUAAUCGCCCGAAAUUUGUGAUGGCACCCCUUUGGAAUCUGCCAAAAAUGGACCCGAAAUAAGUCUACCGGAAUCGGUGCUUAAGGAACUUAAUCAUUGUUGAAGAAUAUUCUCAGACCAAAUCCGUGAUCUGUAGCUUUCAAAAUCCAAGGAAAAUGACCUUUCGAAAAAAAUUGCCCAAAGAAUUACGAAAAUGCCAUCUCAAAAUAAUUUGGCCAAAUUUAGUGCUUAAUGGGCUUAAUCAUCGAUGGGGAAUAGCAUUAAUAUAGUUCUUUAUCAGUGGAGAAUAGCCUCGGGAUGAAUCCGUGAACUGUAGCAUCCGAAAUCGAAAGAAAAUGGCAUAUCGUAAUAAUCGCCCGAAAUCUGUGAUGGUGCCCCUUUGGAAUAUGCCAAAAAUGGACCCGAAAGAAAUCCAUCGGAAUCGGUGCUUAAGGAACUUAAUCAUCGUUGAAGAAUAGUCUCAGGCCAAAUCCGUGAUCUGUAGCCUUCAAAAUCCAAGGAAAAUGGCCUUUCGAAAAAAAAUCGACCAAAGAAUUACAAAGAUGCCAUCCCAAAAUAAUUUGGCCCAAUUUGGUGCUUAAUGGUCUUAAUCAUCGAUGGGGAAUAGCAUAAAUAUAGUUCAUUAUCAGUGGAGAAUAGCCUUGUGCCAAAUCCGUGAUCUGUAGCCUGCGAAAUAGAAGAAAAUGGCAUUUCGGAAUAAGCGCCUGAAAUCUGUCAUAGUACCCUUUUGAAAUCUGCCAAAAAUGGACCCGAAAGAAAUCCACUGGAAUCGGUGCUUAAGGAACUUAAUCAUCGUUGAAGAAUAUUCUCUGGCCAAAUCUGUGAUCUGUAACCUUCAAAAUCCAAGGAAAAUUGUCUUUCGAAAAAAAAAUCGCCCAAAGAAUUACGAAAAUGCCAUCCCAAAAUAAUUUGGCCCAAUUUGGUGCUGAAUGGGCUUAAUCAUCGAUGGGGAAUAGCAUUAAUAUGUUUAAUUAUGAGUGGAGAAUAGCCUCGGGCUGAAUCCGUGUUCUGUAGCCUCCGAAAUUGAAAGAAAAUGGCAUUUCGAAAUAAUAGCCCGAAAUCUGUGAUGUACCGUGAUGGGUCGUUUGUUUCUGACUCGAGUACUAUUGUCAAUUCUCAUGGUCAGGUGUACGACGGCAAGGUUGAGACUUUCUUGUGUUUGCAUCUGAUUCAGGCUGAAGCUCUUGGUCUCCUCAACGCCAUCCUGCUUGCGAUUCAUGAUUGGAUUCCUACCUGCAUUCGUACGGAUUUUCAGGUGCUAUCUCUUGCUCUCAAUAAGGACUCCUUGGCAUGGUCAUGGCAUUGUCGAGCUACCAUUGGUCAGAUGUCUUCCCUUCUUUAGUAUGCUCCUUGGAUCCGGAUUGAGUUUGUUCCCCGACGGCUUAAUCCGCUUGCAGAUUGGGUUGUUCGCCAAGCUAGGGCAACUUCGUUAUCUUUGGAAUGGAUCUUAAUUGUUAAUAUCAUUUUACCAUUGCUGUAACGAACAUUUGAUUUCUUUUCGGAUGGCAUAUAAGGAUCCUCUUACUGUGAAAAAAAGAUAUGUAACUAUAUAUUGAGUUAGUAUAAUAAAAUAUAAACUUGUUAAACCCCGUUGAACAAAAUUGUGAUUUAACUAAGGGUUGAUUUGGAAGUUGGGUAUUUAUCAUUUUUUUAUUUUAUUUCGGGACACCAUACAUGUAUUUGAGUUUCAAUGUUACAGUUAUAAUAGUAACUUAUCUUACUAAAUAUUAUGAAAAUUCAAAAUUAAUUUCUUAUAAGAUAAGCGUUUGGAAAAUUCACAAGUUGGCAACAUCGACACUUUCUUACAAACAAAAAUUUAAUUAAUAAUUAAUACUAUGUUUAUGGAACUAUUCCUCUUAUUUUAAUAUUUUCUCUUUUUGGGCUUUGAUGUGAAUGGUACAAGCCAAAGAAGAGUUACUGAAACAGCUACUACUAGUGGUAGCCAUGGCGGAAACCGGAAAAGAGUUGAAGAGGCUAUCGGGAAGACUAUACCGGAAAGCCCAGCCCAAACACAAAAAGACCCGAAAACAAAAACUUGCCCGAAAAAUGGACCGAAGGAUUAUCAGAUCACUAUCGCCGGCGGUGACGGUGACGGUUAUGGGCUUUGCACAUAAACCGGCAAUCGUAGAAAUAAAGCCCACCGCAAUGAAGUGGACAAUCCAGCCUCAUUCCUCUGCACUUGUAUCCUCUCUCUCUGGACUUCGCAAAUUCCCCCAUCAAACUCUCCCAGACUCCCCUCCCAAACAUCCCUCUCUUCCCCCGUCCACCACCACCUCCACAGCAGGCGGCUCGGCCACCACCACCGCCGGGGCUGCGGCCGUUGUAAGCCCAUUCCCGUAGGUCACAAAGGGAAUAAUUGUGGCUCAAGUGUACUUAUCACUUAAUGAUUUAAUAUAUAAGGUAAAUCUUAUAUUGAUUAGGUUAAUGAAAGGUAAAUUCCUAAUAUAACUUGAUGGUGGGUCUAUAUAAAUAAGCCCUAGGAUUGGUUCUCUCUCAACCCAUUACGUAGAAUUUCUUAGCCAUCACAGAAAUCUCUAAACCUAAACCCUAAAGGGGUCAAGAGGGAGAAACUCAAUUCCGGUGAUUACUACUCAAGCUACUGUCGCCGCUCUUGUCAUGGAUCAAGGUAGGUUUCCUCGAUCUAUUAUCGAUUCGUAAAAUCAUCUAAUUCUAAGAUCCAUGCUAUUAUGAUUUAUGUUUACAUGUGGUAUCAGAGCCUAAGGUUUAUAUGAAUGGAUGAUUUUCGAUUAUGUUUGUUUCGUAUUUAUUUUUCCGUUGCAUCAUCGUGUAUCUCUAUAUUUUGCGAUUAUGCUUAUUGAAUAUAAUUGAUGUUUGUUUGACUGUAUAAUUCGAUGUCCUGUUUUAUAAGCAUACAUUGCCUGAGUUAGUGGAUUGCCAUAUAAUUUGUUAGCAAUGACAUCUGACGUUCUUUACAAACAAGGGUUUUAAUCCGUUGACCAUUAUGGGUUGUGAUUCUAAGUUUUCUUUUUAAUCUGUUGAGUGAUUGCUUUGGCUUUAAGCUUACUUAUGUUAAAAUAUUAUCAUGAUUAUAUUAAGCAAUUAAAGAGAUAAGCUCUACGUAUGUGAGAUUGAGUAAAAUUGUUUUGCCUUA
Molecule: messenger RNA, 3260 nt
Organism: Linum trigynum
Lineage: Eukaryota; Viridiplantae; Streptophyta; Magnoliopsida; Malpighiales; Linaceae
Source: the annotation of a GenBank genome assembly